AUCCGGUAGUAGUCCGCCGCCGCCAGCAGCGAAGUUGGCAGCGAAGAAUUUAUUAUUGAUAAAUGUUUGUUCCUAGCGAGUGUCGCCGAAAUUAAAAGACUCCGUUGAGACUCCCGUCCGUGCCCCUCAUUCAGUCAAUCCCCAAACUCAGUCGACACCAUUCAACCGACGCUUUGCUGAAAGUAUAUAAUACAUAUCGUGCAUCGUGCUUUGGGUGUGACGGAUUUAUCUCGUGCGUUCUGUGCUGUGUUGUUGCGUAGUGUCUUCUCCGUGAGGCUCGUCCGCAUUUCCUGUGCGCGAGUGCGUCGUUAAAAUUGAAAUUGAUAUUAAAAUUGGAAACUAGGAAAUAAGGAGUAAGAAAAACCAGCGCCAUUGUACACUGCCGCAACUGCUGAAGGGAGCUCGCCAUUCUUCCAUUCAUUAUUGGAUUCCGAUCAUCAACCCAAGUCGCUAUGUAUCCAUCAACCAUUGCCACGUAGCUUUGAAACUAUCAGAGGAACAUCUUAAGUUUGACAUGAAUCGUCGAUAGCGCAGGAAGACACUGACCAGAGUUCACAAUAAAGAAUCCUCUGGAGUGAAAAGUUGAGGCGCGAUGCACAGAAAGCUAGUAAUGGAUGAAUGGGAGUAAGCACAGCCCCCAAAAGUUUGUGGAGCGGGCGCAGACGAGGACACAAGUCGGAGCCUCUGGAUGUCGUGGCGGCACCCUUGGCAGCGUCAGUGGCAGUGAUGGCCCCUGCUCUGACGGAAGGCGGUCCUCAAAAGCCUGAAAAUUUGCUUCCUUCCUUACCAGUCGGCGGAUUCCUCUCCCCCAAGCAGGCCUCGAAAAUCUGCCAGAACCGCGAGGUCCUGGCCAAAUUUGUCGUUUCCGCCAACGUCCAGCCUUCCAAGAUUGACGACCAGUUCCUCCUUGGCAUCUCUAAAAAUCUGAUUCGUGAUGUCAUCAACUCCAAGUACUCCAGUGGUCUCGAUAACUUGUCUGGUAUCGAUAAUUUGUCUGGGUUCGCGAACGGAUCUGACCUGAUCGCAGACAAGGACUUCGCCUUCGAAAAAGUGUUGGAAGACGAGCGGCCGGUCGUCCCGGACAAAGAGCCGCAGACGACCGACAUUAUAAUGAACGACCCAUCUAUGGGUGAUCAAGCGGAUAAUAUGUGUUUCCUGAAAUCAAGCGACGUCCCUUUGACUGACUCUGGAACUGCUAGCGACGAAAAGACCCUCGACGUUGAUCAAAUCAUGGGUUUCAGCGACGAGAAAAUCACGGACCCCAAUACUCCCGAGGUCGCGGAUAUUGGACAGAAUGUGGAGGACAUUUUGCAGGUGAUCAAGUCGAUGGAAGGUGCGGAGAGUGCGGAAGGCAUUGCGCUCAGCAGCGAACCAGCCCAAAGUGUCGCUGACAGUGUCGAGAUGUUUUCCGGCUCGGAGAUGUUUCCAUCUUUUGAGCAGAACUUGCUCAAUGAUGAGGACUUUGUUGGGCUUUGUACAGAGUAUGCGAAUCCCACCGAGGAUAUUGAACAGCUAAAGGUCCAGAAUUUAAAAUCACACGAGGAUCUUGUAGCGCAGAAUCAAUUUGAGAAUGAAAGGCGGUGUGCAUUUUUGUUGAGGAGACUCCGAAAGCUUCAGGCUAGACUUGUUGGAAGGCAUGUGGCUGAAGAGAAUACGGGAGUUCUUGAGGUGGCUCAUAAUGGCGUGAAGCAGUACUUUUUUCAAGAGUUGGCGGGAAUUGGGUCGAAAUCGGCGGCGAGGAGCAGUCCGGAAGUGAAUAGUAGUAUGAACAACUUUUUGGAGAAGAUUGAGAAGACUUGUGCGACGCAGAGCAGCAGUGUUAGUAGACAGCGUGCGUGUUGCCGGUAUUUUGGUGCCGGGUCGAGGGAUAAUUCGGGUGCAGGGGCUGGGAGUUCGAGCAGACAUCCUGCUUUUACUGCCUCGCAAAUUAAUAUCAAGGGGGAGGAAGUGGAGAAGGUGGCUGGGCCUCUGGCCGCGCAUUUGCACCUAGUGGAAUCCAAGCUGGAUUCGGACUGUACUUCUGCCGAUAGAGAUACUGGGAUAAAAAUGUUGUUGACUGUUGCACUAAUUAAAAAAAAAAGAUCGAAAAGGGCAGGUUGGCGAUAUGCUCAAGACCGUGCAAGCAUAGCAUCACGGUGGACCUGGUUACAAGCGCAAAUAUCGGAUCUGGAAUAUAGAAUUCGGCAGCACAAUGAUCUGCAACGUCAUAUCAGGGCGACGAAGGGCUUGGUUAUGCUCGACAAUGCCGAAACGGUAAAUGGGUACAGCGGUGUAUUGCCAGGAUCUACAGGAAGAUAUAAUACUCCGGAGGGUGAACCAUCAGCGAGUCGAACAAGGCCGUUCGUCCGGAGCAUCUAUAAAAAGAGGAAACUGAUGCACAUCGACAGGCUACAUGAAAUUUCCAAACGAGCAGCGAAAGCUUCUACCAUAAGGUGUGGUUGCGACCAUGUGCUGCCCUCAUGUGCCCUCUGCACCGGGAGGCUUGACCCAACGCAACCACAGGAACCACUUGAACAGCUUUCUGUCCAAGAGCGGGUGGCCUUAGUCGACCCUGGCUUCCAUCCGGUCUUAUCCUUCCCGGAUGAUGUCCUGCAAGGUACACAUUUGGAGGCCAUCAUGAAGUCGGUUGAUUGGCAGCAAAAAAUGUUAAGAGGAAAUGUUCGAAUGUCGAGAAUGAAGGAUAAGGAGACUGGUGAAAAGAGGAGUAAAAAAAUGGCCGAACACAGAACAAAAUAUACAUCACGAUUGAAGAAAUCUUCUUCGAGUAUUGUGACCUCAAACAUCGUUUCAGAAAUUAAGAAAAAAGUACUGAAAGGAAAGAGAAGUAGACUUAUCCACGACAGAGGUGUUCAUGGUAUUAGAAAGAGAGUUCCAAAGUUGCCGCCGCCAGUGGAAGAUGACGAGGAAGUUAGCGCACUAUCGAGUUCCAGUAAACAUUCAUCGCCAGUGCAUUCUCCCUUGCAGCACACUGCAGCCUCUUCGGAGCGAAUUCCUCCAGUCAAAGAAAAAACAUCCACUUCUCACGGUCGUUUGAGACAGAAUUCUUACGACAUCGACAAUAUCGUCAUACCUUAUAGCGUUGCCGCUUCUACAAGACUGGAAAAGUUACAAUACAAAGAGAUUUUAACACCAAAAUGGAGGCUGUGCGAUGACCCUGUGAAAGUUGAUAAAGUUGAUGUGAAGAAUGGUGUCAUGCACAGGCCUAGUCAAGAUAGCGAUUUCGAAGACAUGUCGGAUGAAUCGAUUGCUUUGAGACAUGGAAGAAGCGAGAAAGAAGAAUAUAAGCGCUUUAUGACAUUUGCUAACACACCAAAUCAGUCUAGAAUUCGACACAGUCGACGAACUGAUAGCAGAGCAGAUAGCGGUGCUAACACACCAGAUCCAAUGUCUCCUCACGCAAGUGAUUUUGGCGGCGAUACCACGUCCCCCAUUACAUCACCACCUGCAACGCCAUCGAAUGUUCAAGAUUUGGAGCAUCAGCAAAUGGAUUCAAGUCGACCUCCUCCUUUGCAACACGUCCUACGGCGACGAACGAUUUCGUCACUCAGGUUGCCAAGAGAAGACCGAGAAAAGGAGAAGGAUAAAGAGACUAUAGCGCCUGUCGUCGAAGAAGAAAAAGAGAAAGAGAUUCCACCAUACGAUCCGAGAACGUUUCCACUAUCAGAGGAGGUUUAUGAUAAAAUGUUGGAAGCCAUGCCAGAGGGACACUGGCAAACUCCUUCGGCUUCCGUAUGCUCGAGGGAAGAAGAUAAAGUGGAUGACGAAAUGGAACUUGAAUCGCCCGAGUCUGAUUCGACGGAAUCAGCGUAUUGCGAAGUAGAGGGGGAGGAUCCAAAUGAUCCCGAGUGGACGGUAGCAGACGACAGGGACACUGAAAAGGAAAGGAUACGUCCUACAGCUAAAAGAUAGGAAAAAAUCCCUUUCAAUUGCAGUAUAUUCGCAAGAUCGUUACUGUACGCGGAUGUUACCUGUCAAUUGUUAAAUAUACUUGUCGGUCAACUGACAUGCACCUUAUGUUAAUGGUUGCGAAUCUGUAAAGUGUAUUAUAAAUAUAAAUUUUAUAUCUUCAUUCUGCUUCUUAUAUUAAUGGGAACCUCAUUUGCGUGUAACUAAUUUGGCCAAAGCAUUAAAGGUAGAUGAGCGGUACACUUUUACUUACCAUUAUAGAAAAAAAAAGAAACAGUUCGCUUCUCUCGCCGUUAAGGAGUGUCAAAAAAGCACCUAUUCUUCUUCGAGCGCUAGAAUCUCACCCCAUUUUUUGUACAAAAAAAAAACAUGUAUUUAUAUUUUAGACAAUUCACUACUUAAAAUAAAAGUGCCAAUUGAAAUUUUUCUGUUACUUUUUUCUCUUCACUUUUUUAAAUUGUUUAUUCUUUAAUUGUACAAUGUACAUCGCCUUUGGCGCGGUAAGUAAUUUUUUUUAAAGAAUCAGUAAUCAGGAGGGUUAAUUGAGAUCCUUUGUUUCAUUGCGCUUCACAUGUACGUACGUAACACUCUAAGUGUAGACUGUAAGUGUAAGUUAUCUGAUCUACAGAUUCUCUUGUUUUAUCAAUUUUACAAGGUGUCCAUGUAAAUUUUAUGUAUUGCGCGAUACGCCGUUACUGCGUACUGGCAGUUUUUUUAUUAUCAAUGAAACUACAUUGUCAAGCUAUUCUCGUUGAUAAUUUCUUCUAAAUAUUAUAUUUUAUUAAGUUUUCAUUCUCGACAGUAUUAACACAAGGUGAUUAAAAAAUCUAAAAAAAAAUGUGUAGUACAUAACAAAAUUACACGCAAAACAUAUAAUUGUUGAAAAUUAUUGUACGCGAUAAGUCUGUAAAAAAAUAGCCCCAAGAGGAUUUUUGUAAUUGCGAGUUUGAUAGUCUGUCGCGAAUUCCACUGAAUUUGUUGAGGGAUGUUAUCGUUUGCAACACUAUACGAACAAGAGAACGAAAUUAUUCAAAGUGAUUGUAAGAGACGUAUCCACACGAGAAAUAUGUUCGUCGGUUUCAUUAAUAGUACACGAUUUUACCAAAGUUGUAAAAUUGUAAUGUUUGAAGCAUGUUACCUUCAACGUUCUGUGAUACUAUAUUUAACAAAAAAAGUCCUGAAUAAAGCAGAAAACGAAUUCACCAAGUA
Belonocnema kinseyi is the source of this 5115-nucleotide messenger RNA. It is a transcript of the gene nsl1, whose product is annotated as KAT8 regulatory NSL complex subunit 1. Bases 619 to 3909 code for a protein of 1096 amino acids. The record is from RefSeq and is a predicted model, not a curated record. The transcript has 12 exons. Gene Ontology annotation, molecular function: histone acetyltransferase binding. NCBI's taxonomy places the organism in Eukaryota, Metazoa, Arthropoda, Insecta, Hymenoptera, Cynipidae. Gene Ontology annotation, cellular component: NSL complex.